UACAAAACAUCGGAAGCAAGCAGCUUACAGAAUGCCUUACACCCCAGUGAACUCCUACGACGGCGAUCUUAAGAUCUGGAGCGGAGAGCCGGUGAGCCACUACUUCGAUCCACAUCUGUCUAUCGGGCAGAUCAUCUUCCAGGAGAUGCGGCGUCAUCCCCAACUCGUCGCCCAGAUCUCGGCUUCAGAGAACACCGUCCUGACCAGACAGGAGCUCCAUGCCAACUCCAUGAAGGUGGCCAGCUAUAUGCGCUUCUUGGGCCUCCUUCAAUCCGAUGUGGUGGGCCUAAUAGGCAGGAACACCACUCACAUGCCCGCAGUGGCAUACGCCUGUUUCUUCAACGGAAUCGCCUUCCACUCGCUGAACAUAACCUAUGAUCAGAGUACCAUAGAGAAGCUCUUCGACAUAACCAAGCCUCGCCUCAUUUUCUGUGAUGGAGAUGAGUUCGAAAAGGUGCGCGCCGCCACCGCAUCCCUGGAUGUGAAGAUCAUCACCAUGCGAAAUCACCCGAAAUCAGCCGACUCCAUCAGCAUUGAUGAAGUACUAGCCACUCCCAUCGAGAAAAACUUUCAGCCAGCUCGCCUAGAACUGGGCAACGAUCAGACCCUGGCUAUUCUCUGCUCCUCCGGCACCACUGGAACCCCCAAGGCGGUCACCAUCACCAACAGUCGACAGAUACUGGCUGCCAACCACCAGCUGACCACUGCCGACAUUCAGUACUCCCACAACACUCUCGACUGGAUAACCGGCCUAUUGACCACGGUGACCUCUGGCGUGUUCAGCACCACCCGCAUCAUCGCUGACAACGCCUUCGAUCCUGCCUUCGCUUUGCGAGUCAUCGAGGAGUACAAGGCUACGUGGAUUAUCCAGCCACCGUCCUGUAUGGCCAUGAUGGUGAACUCUCCGGAGUUUGAGACCAGUGACCUGUCUAGUCUGCGGUAUUUCCUGUUUGGCGGAUCUCGUGCUGCAUUGGAGGUGCAGCAGAGCAUCAGGAGUCGGUUGAGCAGCGACUGCCUGCAGUUUAUGUAUGGAUUCACGGAACUCGGUGCCUUGGCCACCUACAACUGCCACUUCGACGAGAAGCCCAAUUCGGUGGGACGCUUGACCAAUGGCCUCAAGCUGAAAAUAGUCUCUGAAGAUGGCCAGUCCCUCGGACCCGAUGAGAUGGGGGAAGUGUGCAUCAAGAAUAACCAGCACUGGGCGGGUUACUAUGGAAACCAGUUGGAGACCCGCGAGAUACGGGAUCCUCAACGAUGGUAUCACUCUGGAGAUCUUGGCUACAUGGACCAAGACGGUUUUCUUUACGUCGUGGAGCGCAAGAAGGACAUGCUGAAGUACCAGAACAUCAUGUACUAUCCCAACGAGAUCGAGAGCGUCAUCUCGGAGAUGCCUGACGUAGCGGAGGUCUGUGUGUUUGGAGUAUGGAGUAAUAUGUACGGAGACGAGGCGGCCGCCGCUGUUGUAAAAAAACAGGGCAGUGAUCUGAGAGCCCAGGAUGUCGUCGAAUAUGUGAGCACGCGGACGGACUCCAAGUAUAAGCAGUUGAAUGCUGGAGCCAUCAUCGUGGAUGAUCUCAUGCGCAGCGCCAAUGGAAAGACCAAUCGAAUUGCCAAUAAGAAUCACUACCUGCAUGUAAAGGAAAGAAGUUAACUUUGGGUUAUAUUUUUCUUUUAAAUAAUUCUACCCUUAAUAAAUGAAAGCGAAUCUCUUUACGGUCACACAA
Messenger RNA from Drosophila kikkawai, 1724 nucleotides. RefSeq lists its product as uncharacterized. Lineage: Eukaryota; Metazoa; Arthropoda; Insecta; Diptera; Drosophilidae. The record is from RefSeq and is a predicted model, not a curated record. Gene Ontology annotation, biological process: long-chain fatty acid metabolic process; fatty-acyl-CoA biosynthetic process. Gene Ontology annotation, molecular function: long-chain fatty acid-CoA ligase activity.